UUGAAUCCGCAACAAAGAUGGCCGCCUCCAAUAGUCGAUCAUGCCUUCAGUAUUUAUUACAUCUUGCCCACGAUAAUCUGGACUUCAGGUUACCGGAAAUUAAAGCUCUGCUGGCUCUCAGAACAAAACCAUUCCGGCCGUGUGAAAACUUCAAAGAAAAGUCUCCUUUCUGGUGUCUGGAUGGUUUGUGUGAGGAUGACGUCCGCAGCAUCAUGGCCAGAUCUGUGUGUGCAAAGUCUGCUUUUGAACUAUGGGGCCACGGACAGACACACAGUGAACUCAAAACAUCCAUCUUAAACUACCCAUUAGAGAACAUGAGCCCAUUCAUGCACAAAAACUCCACAUACAGAAUCAACGUCUACACUUUCAACAAAACUUUGCAGUUUGCAGACAGAAUUAAAAGGAUUGAUGCUAUGGAGUAUCUUCCCUUCGAGGGCACAGUGAGCCUGAAGGAACCUGAGAACAUCUUCUGUUUGUUGGAGGAUUAUGGCACCGACCCCAACAACAUCCCUGAGCAUCCGAACUACAUCUACUUCGGCAGAUGGAUAGCGGACGGUCAGCGGGAACUGAUUCGCUCACACAGCGUGAAGAACAGACAUUUCAUAGGAAACACCAGCAUGGACGCUGGCCUCUCAUUCCUCAUGGCCAACCACGCUAAGGUCAAAGAGAACGACCUCAUUUUUGACCCAUUUGUAGGAACAGGGAGCCUGUUGGUGGCGUGUUCUCAUUUUGGGGCUUAUGUAUGUGGAACAGAUAUUGAUUACAACACCAUUCACGGCAAAGGUCGAUCGAGCCGUAAAAACCAGAAGUGGCGCGGACCUGAUGAGAAUAUCAGAGCCAACCUGCGACAGUACGGAACAGAGAGGAUGUAUUUGGAUGUGAUGGUGUCUGAUGCAGCCAAGCCUGUGUGGAGGAAAGCUGCUCUGUUUGAUGCUAUCAUUACUGACCCUCCAUAUGGUAUCCGUGAGUCCACCAGGAAAACAGGCUCCCACAAGGACAUCACAAAACCUCCUGACGGCAUCUACGUCGAGUCUCACGUCCCUGUGUCCCAGGCCUACCAUUUGAGUGACAUCUUUACAGACCUGUUAAAUUUCUCUGCUCAUCACCUGGUCAUCGGCGGGAGAGUCGUCUAUUGGCUGCCUGUCUACAGACCAGAGUACUGUGAGGAGAUGGUUCCUCUUCAUCCAUGUCUCCUUCUCAUCAGCAACUGUGAGCAGACACUUUCCAGCCACACUUCUCGUCGCCUAAUUACCAUGGAGAAGAUCAAGGAGCCGGAGGAGCUCGACAGCCAGGCUCAUCUUUCAGACCCACGCUUCAGCCCCUACCAGGGACACAAUGCCUUCAGGGAGAAGUAUUUCAGUGGACUUAACAAAAGGUGUGGCAAAGAGGACAACAAAUCUGAAGUCAAUGGCGAGUGAGGGAAUUAAUGAACCAAGAAAAAUCAUCAAAUCUCUUCAGAAGAGAGGAAACAUUUCAGUUAGAUCAUUGUUGUCAGUGCAGUCAAAUGGAAAACAUGCUGACCAGAUUUUUAAAAUGUUACCAUUUUUAUUUCUUUGCAAAUAAAUAGAUAAAAUAUAA
Molecule: messenger RNA, 1578 nt
Organism: Amphiprion ocellaris (clown anemonefish)
Lineage: Eukaryota; Metazoa; Chordata; Actinopteri; Pomacentridae
Gene: trmt11
Product: tRNA methyltransferase 11 homolog
Exons: 13
Coding region: 18-1418 (466 amino acids)
Biological process (GO): methylation
Cellular component (GO): cytoplasm
Molecular function (GO): nucleic acid binding
Source: RefSeq, a predicted model, not a curated record